GCACACAUAGAGUUACAAUUUUAAAUUUUAUUCCAAAAAACUUGCACCUGAGUGUUGGUAGAGAAUUUAUUAUUUUUAAAUUUGACACUGGCACAGGCCCGGAAGCUUCUCUCCAGUUCUCCGGGUGAAUCAUGGCGGCGCAGAUGGCGGUAAAUUCGGGAGCCAGUCUGUGGGGGCCGAUGAAGGAGCUUUGGGAGACGGUGGACGGGGCCGUGUUGAGGAGACAGCCAGAGAGUGUCCACAUUCUGGACCUGCAGCUGAAGAAACACAAAACGCACUUUCUGUCACUUUUUAAGAAUCCGCCAAAAAGUGCCGAACAGAGAGAGAAGGUGCGUAAAGCCAGCACAGAGGGCAUCGCCAUCCAGGGUCAACAGGGGUCUCGACUCCUCCCUGAGCAGCUUCUGACAGAAGCCUUCAUCCUCAGUGACUUAUUUGAUAUUGGAGAAUUGGCAGCUUUGGAGCUUCUGUUGGCAGGUGAGCAGCAACAACCUCAUUUUCCAGGUUUGACACGAGGACUUGUAGGUGUGUUGCUCUACUGGGAUGGAAAGCUGUGUGUGGCUAACUCUCUGCGGACACUCAUCCAGUCACGCCACGGCAAGACCUUCACCCUGGAUCUGAGUGGGGAGCUGGUGGCCUUGACGACACGUUUUACAGAUGAACUAAUGAGCCAGGGUCUGACCAAACGCAUCCUGACCCUGGUUUCUGAGAUCAGUGUGACGCGUGAAUUUGAACGGCUGCAGAAGGAGCGCGGCCUGGGCAACGAAAAACACAGGAAGGAGGUUUCUGACCUCAUUAAUGAAUGCAGACAGGCACUGGCUGACAGCCUGUUUUCAUGGACCUGCCAAUCACCCUUGAGUAAAGAUGACACUCUGGCUCUCAUUGGCCACCUGGAGACAGCGACAGCUCAGGCCGACGGCUCAUUGGACCAUGACUGAAGAUA
Molecule: messenger RNA, 940 nt
Organism: Hippoglossus stenolepis (Pacific halibut)
Lineage: Eukaryota; Metazoa; Chordata; Actinopteri; Pleuronectiformes; Pleuronectidae
Product: nuclear pore complex protein Nup205-like
Exons: 6
Coding region: 132-935 (267 amino acids)
Biological process (GO): nuclear pore organization
Cellular component (GO): nuclear pore inner ring; nuclear pore
Molecular function (GO): structural constituent of nuclear pore
Source: RefSeq, a predicted model, not a curated record